GAAUUCCUGCGUGUGAAGGAUAUAAGGCACAAACUUCCACUGUCACACAAUAAACCACAGAUUUUGACGAGAGAGAUAAUCUAACAAACUCAUUCAAGAAAAAGAAUUUACUAUCCGACUGAACGAUGGCCUGCGAGGGAUUUGAAGUGACACUGGCUUUAGACUAUGCAUCCAAAGUUUACACUGCAUUUGACUCUGACAGUACUGAAUAUGAUGAAAUGGACUGCUCAGAUCCACUAGCUAUGAGUGGGCAAUGUGACAUGCAUGAAGGCAUCAAAGUGGAGAUGUGGACGCAUCCUCACAAUAGUAUGAGGCAGGUGGUGAACCUCAUUGUUGCUCUGAAGAGGAUGAAACGCUUCAAACAACAGUCAUCUGACUUUGGGGAUGAUGAACUGCUCAGUAUAUUCAUGGAUAAUGUGAUUGAAGAGCGGUGUGUGAAUUGGGUUCAGAAAAUGGCACAUGCCGGAAAGGGAUCCUACAAUAAGAGCAAACGGAUCUUGCAGUGCACUGUGUGCGAUCAGUUCCAUAAAAGUCUGGUGCGGAGUGGUGGAGCGCUUCAUUUGAAAGCUGUGACAUUGAAAGGAGGCAACGCUCAGCACAAAGUUCGGUUCAAUCUAUCAACAUAUGUAUCAACAAGUCCUAGUGUGGCUGACUCCCAGCCUGUGUGCCUGGAAAUUUCCAAGAGCAACCUCUAUCUUGCUUGUACCAAGCAAAACCCAACUGACAAUCCUACCCUGGUCUUAAAGGAGGUCACUGAUACCCUGAACACCAUCACAUCUGAUGAUCCAAAUGGACUCCUCUUCUUUAGGAAAGAGACCGGUGUGUCGGUCAACACUUUUGAAUCUGUUAAAUAUCCCGGAUGGUUCAUAAGCACAGCCUUUGAUGAUAAUGAGCAAGUGAACGUAUGCCAGCAACCAGCUGACCGCAUCAUCAGCUUCAAGCUGAAUGAUCAAGUGCUAAUCUAGAGUUGAGAAUCAUAUUUGAUUCAGUAGACCUGUUUCCAGAGAGUAUGUACCAAGUACAGUGAAUAAUCUGGAGUGUUACAUAUAGACAUUUCUCUCAAUGAAGAUCUUGAUUUUAAGAUCGGAAGAUCAGUUUUGAAUUGCUUAUUUUUUGCUCUAUAAAUGUGAAGAAUACGAUGUUGGAAUGGUAAAUGGUAAAUUCACAUUGAAUGCUUUGUCAGGUAUGAAUACGUUUUUCUAUGUUACAUGUAUUAUUUAACUAUCUAUUCAUAUUAUUUAUUUUGAAUUAUUUAAAGUAUAAAUACAAAUAAUAUAAAUUAUUUUACACUUGAUCUUUGUAUUUGAUUUUGUACUCAAUUUUGAAAUAAACUUAAAACAUGGACGUUA
Molecule: messenger RNA, 1349 nt
Organism: Myxocyprinus asiaticus (Chinese sucker)
Lineage: Eukaryota; Metazoa; Chordata; Actinopteri; Cypriniformes; Catostomidae
Gene: il1b
Product: interleukin 1, beta
Exons: 7
Coding region: 126-965 (279 amino acids)
Biological process (GO): inflammatory response; macrophage chemotaxis; cytokine-mediated signaling pathway
Molecular function (GO): cytokine activity
Source: RefSeq, a predicted model, not a curated record